This is a messenger RNA of Phacochoerus africanus (Common warthog), 4457 nucleotides long. It is a transcript of the gene RAPGEFL1, whose product is annotated as Rap guanine nucleotide exchange factor like 1. Gene Ontology annotation, molecular function: guanyl-nucleotide exchange factor activity. Gene Ontology annotation, cellular component: plasma membrane. The record is from RefSeq and is a predicted model, not a curated record. Gene Ontology annotation, biological process: Ras protein signal transduction; positive regulation of GTPase activity. The coding region runs from base 393 to 2381 and encodes 662 amino acids. NCBI's taxonomy places the organism in Eukaryota, Metazoa, Chordata, Mammalia, Artiodactyla, Suidae. The transcript is spliced from 15 exons.
CGCCGCUGCCGCCGCCGCCGCCGCCGCCACCGCCGCGUCUUCUCAGCGUUGCGCACCACCCGCUGCCUUUGCCGCCGCAGCCCGGCUCCGGAGCGUAGAGCGGGGGGCACCGGCCCCGCAGCCUACCCACCCUUCGGGCCGCGUGCGCUGCAGCCGACAUGGGGGGCCACUAAGAGCAGGCACUCCUUCCCUCUGGCACCUCCUCCGGCCCCUGGCCACUGGACUCCGGCCAGCGAGCCUCGGGCACCUCUGCCCCCAGUCCGGCGCCUGGCACGGCCCUCCGCUCUGCCCCUCCGGCUCUGAGCAUCGUGUCCCCGCCCCCCCCCCCCCGCCCGCGCCUGGGACACCUGGGUCCUCCGGCGGCCCCGAGGAGAGGGGCGGGGGGGGGGGACAUGAAGCCGCUGGAGAAAUUUCUGAAGAAGCAGACGUCGCAGCUGGCGGGUCGAACGGUGGCGGGAGGUCCCGGCGGGGGUCCGGGUAGCUGCGGCGGGCCUGGAGGGGGUGGGGGACCUGGCGGGGGCGGCGGUCCAACCGGGGGACCGCGGCCACUGCAGCGGCGUCAGAGCGUGUCUCGCCUGCUGCUCCCAGCUUUCCUCCGGGAGCCCCCCGCCGAGUCGGGGCUGGAGCCGCCCCCUGAGGAGGACGGGGGCGAGCUGGCGGGGGUCGCGGAGGAGCUCAGCAGCAGGGGGCCCUGUUGGCUGCAGCUAGAGGAGGUGCCAGGGCCCGGACCGCUCGGGGGAGGGGGGGCCCUGCGCUCCCCUUCCUCGUACUCCUCAGAUGAGCUGUCCCCGGGCGAGCCCCUGCCUUCCCCACCCUGGGCCCCCCUGGGCGCCCCCGAGCGGCCGGAGCAUCUUCUGAACCGGGUUCUGGAGCGGCUGGCUGGAGGGGCCACCAGGGACAGCGCUGCCUCAGAUAUCCUGCUGGAUGACAUCGUUCUCACCCAUUCUCUCUUCCUCCCCACGGAGAAAUUUCUGCAGGAGCUACACCAGUACUUUGUCUGGGCCGGUGGCAUGGAGGGCCCCGAGGGACUGGGCCGGAAGCAGGCCUGUCUAGCCAUGCUCCUUCAUUUCUUGGACACCUACCAGGGGCUGCUGCAGGAGGAGGAGGGGGCUGGCCGCAUCAUCAAGGAUCUGUACCUGCUGAUUAUGAAGGAUGAGUCCCUUUACCAGGACCUCCGAGAGGACACACUGAGGUUGCACCAGCUUGUGGAAACGGUGGAGCUAAAGAUCCCAGAGGAGAGCCAGCCGCCCAGCAAGCAGGUGAAGCCACUCUUUCGCCACUUCCGUCGGAUAGACUCCUGUCUGCAGACCCGCGUGGCCUUCCGGGGUUCCGAUGAGAUCUUCUGCCGGGUCUACAUGCCUGACCACUCUUACGUGACCAUACGCAGCCGCCUCUCAGCAUCCGUGCAGGACAUCCUGGGCUCUGUGACGGAGAAACUGCAGUACUCAGAGGAGCCUGCGGGGCGUGAGGAUUCCCUCAUCCUGGUAGCUGUAGCCUCCUCAGGAGAGAAAGUCCUUCUCCAGCCGACGGAAGACUGUGUGUUCACCACGCUGGGCAUCAACAGCCACCUGUUUGCUUGUACCCGGGACAGCUAUGAGGCCCUGGUGCCCCUCCCCGAGGAGAUCCAGGUCUCCCCUGGGGACACCGAGAUCCACCGAGGGGAGCCUGAGGACGUCGCCAACCACCUUACCGCCUUCCACUGGGAGCUGUUCCGCUGUGUGCACGAGCUGGAGUUCGUGGACUACGUGUUCCACGGGGAGCGCGGCCGCCGGGAGACGGCCAACCUGGAGCUGCUGCUGCAGCGCUGCAGCGAGGUCACGCACUGGGUGGCCACCGAGGUGCUGCUCUGCGAGGCCCCGGGCAAGCGCGCGCAGCUGCUCAAGAAGUUCAUCAAGAUCGCGGCCAUCUGCAAGCAGAACCAGGACCUGCUGUCCUUCUACGCCGUGGUCAUGGGGCUGGACAACGCCGCGGUCAGCCGCCUGAGGCUCACCUGGGAGAAGCUGCCGGGGAAAUUCAAGAACUUGUUCCGCAAAUUUGAGAACCUGACAGACCCCUGCAGGAACCACAAAAGCUACCGAGAAGUGAUCUCCAAGAUGAAACCCCCUGUGAUUCCUUUUGUGCCUCUGAUCCUCAAAGACCUGACUUUCCUGCACGAGGGGAGUAAGACCCUUGUAGAUGGCUUGGUGAACAUUGAGAAGCUGCAUUCAGUGGCUGAAAAAGUGAGGACAGUCCGCAAAUACCGCAGCCGGCCCCUGUGCCUCGAUAUGGAAGCCUCCCCCCAUCACCUGCAGACCAAGGCGUAUGUGCGCCAGUUCCAGGUCAUCGACAACCAGAACCUCCUCUUCGAGCUUUCCUACAAGCUGGAGGCCAACAGUCAGUGAGAACAGAGGUUCUGGCCGGGCCCUUACCAGGGUCCUCGGGCACCUGGCACUCAAGCACUUUGCACGACGUCCCAACCUGCAUCGUGACCUCUUUCCCUGGAGCCACUUCCCGCCCCACGGGGAAGAGCUGGGAGGACUCACCCCUGGACUCAUCAGCCUGUUCAUCCUGACGUCCUCUCCCCCUGGCGCCCUCAAGGCCAAACCACCCUCUCCGGGGGGUUCCCGCGGUCCGGGGAAGGGGGGCAGAGCGCGCCUUCCGCUGGCCCCUCCCACCGAGGUCUGUUCCGGAGACAGGAGUCCCCAGCCUCCCCUUCCCAAGCCGGCAGGAAAGCUGCCCCCGCUCCUGCCUCUCAGAGCCUAAUUGUGGGAGAGGUUGGCAGCCUUCCUCUCCACCACCUGCCCAGCCAAGCUUCUCCCUGGUCGCGGCUGCGACUCCUCACAUGUACCCCCGGAAUAGCAUAUUGCCCUUGUGUCCGUGUGCGCCUGCGCGCGCGCGCGGGUGCGCCUGUGUCCCCUUAGAAGGAGCAGGAGUGUAUCUAUCUGAUAAUGACGGAGGGGGUUGUGUGGGCUGGGGAGGGGGUCCUUCUGUUUGGUGCUACCCUUGUCGACUCUUUCCCCACCCCCACCCCUCCCUGCCCAGCCCCUCUGCUGCCCUGCACGCCCAGGCUUGUGGGUGAAGCUGCAUGGGAGGGCAGGGAGCACGGCAGGUGCGAGGGUUGGCCAUCAGCCCUCACGAGCCCCCCACUCAGGCCUCCCGGAGGUCCCUGGGUGGGCUCCCACGAGAGGGUAAAAGAUGCUCAGGGAAACACAGGCCUCAGCCGCCUACAGGACCCUCCCUCUGCAUUGCAGUGGGGUGAGGUGCGGCGAUAUCAGGAGUCAGGGGUGCCUGCUACCCAUACUCCUGCUUUUAGGGUGUGUCACUGCCGAGAAGAGAGCGGUGGGAAUUCCCAUCGUGGCGCAGCACAAAGGAAUCUGACGAGGAACCAUGAGGUUUCGGGUUCCAUCCCUGGCCUCGCUCAGUGGGUUAAAGAUCCGGUGUUGCCAUGACCUGAUCCCCCGUGGCUGUGGCUGUGGCAUAGGCGAGCAACUGCAGCCCGGAUUGGGCCCCUGCCCUGGAACUUCUAUAUGCCCCGGGUGCGGCCCUAAAGAGCAAAAAGGAAAAAAAAAAAAAAAAAAAAAAGAAGAAGAGGGGAGUGGUGAUCUCCCUUCUGUGGGGUAUCAACACUCGGUCUCCUCUCCCCUGUCCUGACUCCCCCUGGGUCUUUCCCAUCAGAGCCGGGCUGGGGUGGACCUGACCCUGGGGCAGGCAGCCCCCUGAAAUUGGGGAGGGAACGGCAGAGACGAAAAAGGCAGAACUGGACUCUGGCAAUGCCUCUCUGUCUCCCUCCUUCUCCUGUCCCGCGCCUCCAGGGCUGAGGGGUGCAGGGCUCUGGCAGCUAUGGGGUGAGGUUUCCUGGCGCCUCACCCUCCUUUCUGGCACCACCUCUUUCCCUUCUAAAGAGGCAGCGGCCCCCAAAGCGACUGCUGCUCCUGCUCCGAGGGUGUAUAUAUUUUUUACCAAAGGCUCUGGAAUUGUAAAUUUAUUUUUUAAAACUCAAAGAGGGAAAGAGCCUUGUAUCAUAUGUACACGAUGUAUCAGAAGUUAUGUUGUACAGUCCCUUUUAUACCGCAGUCUUGCUCCUGCUGCACAAAAUGUCUGUGGACACCCCGACCCCACCACAUCCACAGGCGCCGUGUCCCACCCCCUUGGCCCCUCACAGACAGUGACCGUGCCCCCUCCUGCUCCCUGCCUCCUCCCUGCUACUGCAGAUGUGCCCUUCCUCCCAACCCCUCUCAGCAGCCUUGUCACUCCAGCUCUCCCAGCCCUCCUCAAGCCCUGGGGCCCACUGGUCCCCUCUUGGCUGCUGCCCGCCCCUAGCCUUGACGCCUGCCCUGCUGCCUCCCAGGGGCCUCCCGGGCCCCUUCCUGUGCCCCACAGCUUUACCAGAGUGAAUCGUGUGUGCUGUACAGGCUCAGUUGUCAUUGCAGAAACCUCCAGGCGGAGUAAAAGCCAAUAAAAGUCUAUGAAUCAACCCA